Messenger RNA from Lentinula edodes (shiitake mushroom), 1942 nucleotides. RefSeq names its product galactokinase gal. Bases 161 to 1774 code for a protein of 537 amino acids. Gene Ontology annotation, molecular function: ATP binding; galactokinase activity. The transcript is spliced from 9 exons. Gene Ontology annotation, cellular component: cytoplasm; cytosol. The record is from RefSeq and is a predicted model, not a curated record. NCBI's taxonomy places the organism in Eukaryota, Fungi, Basidiomycota, Agaricomycetes, Agaricales, Omphalotaceae. Gene Ontology annotation, biological process: carbohydrate phosphorylation; galactose metabolic process.
UAUGUAGAUUGUCUAGAGAGGUCUGGGUUCGUCGGCCUAUCUGGUUCAUCAUGACAGCGUCCGGCCCGAAACAUAGGUAUUCAUGUGCUGCUCAGCGUGCAACCACUAUUGGCACUUUACGAUGGCCUUGUUAUCUUGUUUACAAACCUUGAGAGCGUGAAUGGCCGCCGAGCAACCUAUCCCAGUCUACACCAAUCUCAGUGAUCUCUAUGGAAGCCUUGGGACCAGUCUGAACCACGCCGAAAAGUGGAACAGUAUCGCAGAGGAAUUCCAGCAAAGGUUUGGUCGAAAACCAGCCUAUAUUGCUCGUGCGCCAGGACGAGUGAACUUAAUUGGUGAACACAUCGAUUAUUGUCUAUUUGGUGUACUCCCAGCAGCAAUCGAGCGCGAUAUCUUGAUUGCUAUCGGCCGAAGACCAAAUCCUAAUGCGGAAGAUGCUCCAGGAAGUGUUGUCGCUGAAAAUGUGCAGACAAAAUACACCCGUCAGGUCUUUGCCCCAGCUCCGAGACGACGGGCAAGUGUCUCUGAGGAAGAAGUCCGUCUUGAGGAGUGGCAUCUGGAUAUCAACACUAAGCAACUGCGAUGGGAAAGUUAUGUCAAGGCCGGAUACUAUGGCGUACUGAUUAACUACUUCGCUGGAGGACAAAAUCCAGCUUCUGUCGACCUUCUUGUCACUGGGACUGUUCCCGCCGGGUCAGGACUCUCAUCUAGUGCUGCGAUGGUAGUCGCGAGUACUCUAGCAUUCCUUGCUGUCAAUGAGAAACUCGAAGCCAACUUUACAGGUAACGGUCCCAAGAUUUCCAAGGGUCAGCUCGUCGAGAUGGCUGUUGCAAAUGAGAAGCGAGUUGGGGUAAAUUCCGGCGGAAUGGACCAAGCGGCAUCGGUCAUCUCCGUUCCCUCCUCCGCCCUUUAUAUAUCCUUCUUCCCAGAACUAUCUGCAUCUGCAGUACCUCUUCCCACUGGGGCUAUCUUCAUCAUUGCCAACUCACUUGUCGUUUCUGAUAAAGCCGUUACGGCCAAACACAAUUACAAUCUUCGAGUUGUGGAAACUCUUGCUGCAGCUCGUAUCCUUGCUCGUCAUUUAGAACUCAAGGUUGGAAAGACUGAGAAAGUCACGCUGCGGGAGGUUGUUGGACGAUUGGCUGGUGAGGUUGAGGAGGUUGGUGCGAUGCCUGUAGAGUGGCUAUUGGAAACAUUGAAGAGAAUGGAACGUGAGAUUGAAUGUUUGAAACCAAAAAAGUCGAGUGGUGAAGGACAGUUUGGUGUAACGAUGGAAGAGAUGAUUGAAAUGAGCGGUAUGACUGCGGAGGAAUUUAAGGAAGUGUAUCUGUCGUGGGUGGAAGUUGAAGCUACCCAAUUCCAGCUAUACAAACGAGCGAAGCAUGUCUUUUCCGAAGCUUCACGGGUCCUUCAGUUCCGCCAGAUCUGUCUCGCUGCUGAAUCAUCUCCCUCCCCAUCGGAUGUAAUCAAAGACCUCGGAAAGUUAAUGAACGAAUCACAGACCAGCUGCGACGAAUUGUUUCAAUGCUCAUGCCCUGAGCUCAAUGAAUUAACAAACAUCGCAAAAGACGCUGGGGCCAUUGGUAGUCGAUUGACUGGUGCUGGUUGGGGCGGAUGCACGGUGUCUCUCGUUGCCGAGGGUGAUGUAGACGCUUUCAUCAAGAAAGUGAGCGCAACAUACGGACCAUAUAAGGGUCUUCAAGACACAGCACUUAGUGAAGUCAUCUUUGCUACCAAACCGAGUAGUGGGGCCUGUGUGUACAAAUUCGAGUAACACACCAAAUGGCGAGCAGAAUCAUGUACAGCAAAUUCAGGCGAAGUCGAAGUCGCGCUAGGAAUUUCAGUAAGUAUACUUAGUACACAGUGUAGAAUUAUGUAAAAUGUAUGUUUUGGAUGCACGAAGUACUGCGUCAAUUGUGUGAAGCACCAAUAAUUGUUUGAC